Messenger RNA from Clunio marinus, 312 nucleotides. Lineage: Eukaryota; Metazoa; Arthropoda; Insecta; Diptera; Chironomidae. The record is from the annotation of a GenBank genome assembly.
AUGGCUCGACCACGUGUUUUGCCGCAAUUUGUGUUCAAUUCGCGUGAUCCAAUCGUCAUGGGCGUAAUUGUAGAAGCUGGAGUAGUAAAAGAAGGAACACCAAUCUGUGUACCUAGUAAAGGGGUGUUUCCAAUUUUCCCUGAUAUCUCGACUGCUUGUUUUGAAAGCGAGAUUUUGAUUUUAUUUAAUGAAGGCUUGAGAACAUUUUACCUUCAAAUAUCAAAUGACGAUGUAAAGGGAAAGAUGAACAUUCACUACACAAAAUUGAGACUAAUUUUGAUGGGCAAAGACUUUCCAAAAUGUAAAAAUUAG